AACAAACAUAGUUCCAUUUUACAAGUUUUUAUCCCUUCAAAAUUAAGUUAAAUAUUUCUGUUUUCUUCCUUCCCUACAACUUGUAGGGACCUAUGAUCUAACCAAGUCUCGUUCCUAAUGUUUUAUGACCUUUUAGUGAUAUAGAAAUAAAGAUCUCAUCUUAUACAUCCAACAAUCGAACUCUAAUUAUUUUCAAUCCUCAAAAUAGUAAAUACGAUUGAAGAAGCUAAUAUUUUGUUAUUUCCUUCUAAUCUGGUCCACAAUAGACUUUGUUUUUUAGCUGCUUAUAUAAACUUGUGUUUUACAUUACCACUGCCUUUUUCAGAUAUGAUGAUGCCUCUUUUGCUUAGAGAGAGAGAGAGAUGAACAUUUAUAUUGAAGUUUUGUUGAUUCUUGAGCACUAAUUUCAUACUCCAAAUCAUUAGUCUUUGCCAUUAUCCAUUCUAGUCAACUCUCUCUCUCUCUCUCCUCCUCUUGGCUGCAAUUACAAUCUACAGUUCCACAGCACCUACCAGCUAUCUCUCUCCCUCUCCCCACACACCGCGCAAGCAAAGCAAGCAACCCAUAACCAUAUAUGCUGGAACUCAACAUCACUCAGUAAUUGAAGGAAUCGCGAUGGGUUAUCUCUCAUGUAAAGCGGAAUCAUCCAUCUCCAUCACCGAUUCCCACCUUGCUUCAGCAACAUCCUCCCCUUACGCCUCAGUAAAGGAAAAACCCAUCAAAAUCCAAGAAUUCAACUACAAAGAUCUCGAAUUGGCCACUAACAACUUCUCCGCGGCGAAGCUGCUGGGCAGGGGUAGCCACGGCCUCGUCUACAAAGGCGUCCUCCGCGGCGGCCGCCUCGUCGCCAUCAAGAAGCCCUCCAGAGCCGCCGCUCCGAUUUCCGAAAACCCUUCGGAAUUCGACAACGAAAUCGACAUCUUGUCGAAGCUGCAGAGCCCGAGAUUAGUCAAUCUUGUUGGCUUCACCAAAAACGGCUCCCAAGAUCGGCUCUUGGUGGUGGAGUUCAUGAGCAACGGUACACUUUAUGAUGUUUUGCAUUCCAAUUCACGGCCUCCCACUUGGGGGAGGAGGAUAAAACUGGCUUUGCAGAUCGCAAAAGCUGUCGAUGUGUUGCAUUCUUUGAAUCCGCCUGUAAUUCAUAGAGAUAUUAAAUCUGCUAAUGUUUUGAUUGAUAGAAACUUCAAUGCGAGAUUGGGGGAUUUCGGGCUGGCUUUGAGGUGUGUGGAUGAUUCUAGGUUAAAAUCAACUCCACCUGCAGGGACAAUGGGGUAUUUGGAUCCUGGCUAUGUAACUCCUGAUAAUUUGAGUACCAAAACUGAUGUCUUUAGUUUUGGGAUAUUGCUUCUUGAGAUUAUUAGUGGGAGGAAGGCCAUUGAUGUUGCCUAUUCGCCCCCUUCGAUUGUGGAUUGGGCUAUACCCUUGAUUAGGAGGGGGAAACUGCUGUCUGUGUAUGAUCCUAGGGUUGUGCCACCCAAGGACGCCUCCACAUUGGCCGUGGUGGCUGCCAAAUGUGUGAGGUCUUGUAGGGAGAGGAGGCCCUCGAUGAAGGAGGUGGUUCAGUGUUUGAGCGAGUUGAGUAGAUUAGUCCCACUCCAUUCCUGGAAUGGCAUUGCUAAUCCUUGUUUGAUGGUGGAUACUGUUGGUAAGCCGGUGCAAACACCAUCAAGAAAUGAUCGGGUGACUUCCAAGGGUGGUGUUGAUGAAUUUGGAACGCCGUUGUCAACCCCACGGAGAGUGCACUCGGACUUGGGGGUCCGGAGCAAUUUGAUGGAAUUGAUGUCCGGGCCUGGUGGCGAGUCUAGGUUUCUUGUUGAGGAGGAUGGUGAAUCUAAGCCCGGAUCCAAGAAAAGAGUGUCGAGUUUGAGGUUUGAAAGUGGUAGGUUCGUAGGGAGGAGUAGUCUUCGCUCAAUGGUUCUUGGCAACGAUAGAGAUGCCAUACAUUCCAUAAUGGCAAAUCAGUGAACUGCAAACAUAAGAAGAAGAAGUAGAGCCGAUUGAAAACUGAGCAAAGCUCGGGGAUGUAAGUUUUCUCUAGCAUCUCCAUAUUGUUGUAGAUUGUAGAUGGCAUUUGAUUGAAUAGCUUUGUGUUUACAAUUAUAAAUUCAAGUGUAUAUCCUGGUGCACCACUGGUGCAUUAGCCGUGAGUGAUGUUCAUUAUUUGCUGCUGAUGAUGAAUAAUUUUCUGUGUUUGUAUCA
This is a messenger RNA of Salvia miltiorrhiza (redroot sage), 2199 nucleotides long. RefSeq names its product serine/threonine-protein kinase-like protein At3g51990. Bases 616 to 1965 code for a protein of 449 amino acids. Gene Ontology annotation, molecular function: protein kinase activity; ATP binding. The record is from RefSeq and is a predicted model, not a curated record. Gene Ontology annotation, biological process: protein phosphorylation. The transcript has a single exon. NCBI's taxonomy places the organism in Eukaryota, Viridiplantae, Streptophyta, Magnoliopsida, Lamiales, Lamiaceae. Gene Ontology annotation, cellular component: plasma membrane.